Messenger RNA from Ylistrum balloti, 1378 nucleotides. Its product is annotated as general transcription factor 3C polypeptide 1-like. Bases 1 to 939 code for a protein of 312 amino acids. NCBI's taxonomy places the organism in Eukaryota, Metazoa, Mollusca, Bivalvia, Pectinida, Pectinidae. Gene Ontology annotation, molecular function: DNA binding. Gene Ontology annotation, cellular component: transcription factor TFIIIC complex. The transcript has 6 exons. Gene Ontology annotation, biological process: transcription initiation at RNA polymerase III promoter; 5S class rRNA transcription by RNA polymerase III. The record is from RefSeq and is a predicted model, not a curated record.
AUGGGCCUUCCACAUGAUGUUCAUGAAAUAUUGAAAGUAGGAGUGACUGUUGAACGUUAUGUAAGCUUCAGGAAUGCUCGACCAUGGGUGACACAUGCUUACAAGAAUGUGAAGGGAAGAGGAGUUCGCCAGACAACUGAGGUGGAUGAUGCUGACAGUGAGUCUCUCCAAGAGCUUUUGUCAAACCCUCUUGGCUACCGAAACACUAGCGUCCCAGCUCCAGGGCCAACAGGGGAUGCUACUCCGAUCCUUGAAUCAACAGGCAUAACCUCCACAGUCACAGCAUUGACCUCUGACCUGAAGGAUAAAACUAGCACGAGUGAUGAAGUAACAGCUUUCAGUACCACAGAAAAUCAACAAGAUUUGAAAGAAAGUGGACCGACAUCAUCUGGUUUACAAAGCCUAGAUACCACUGUACUGGACAGAGGUCAUCAGUCAGGUGAGGAAACAUCAACCGUCAAUCUAGGAGAAAGUGCUGGGCGGCCAAAACGAGUGAGGGAGCAAACGAAAACAAACGCCUCUGCAGUAAGCAGCACGGCCACACCCAAACCAAUUAGUACUUACCAGAGGGUGAGACUGAUCUGUUCUCCGUGGAGGAAGCCAGAAGGAAACCUUAACAAACCCUUGUUUAAAACCAUGGUCGAGUCAAUGAUGUUCAAAAUAAUGGCUUCCCCGGGCAUCAGUUUCCAAACCUUGUGUGACAACUAUACCCCAUUCAACCCACCCUUCUUAAAACAACAGAUACUCCAGAUUCUGGAAGACAUCAAGGCUAUUGAAAAGAGCAUUAUAAGACGACAAAUCAAGCCAACUCUCUUUAGUAAGCGUGUCAGUCCACAACCAGGUAAAAUACAUAAAGAAAAUGAUACAGUUGUGUACUUCCCAACCAAAGUAUGCAUAACAAGACUUGGACAGUUCAUGGAGUACAUCAGUAACUGCUGAUGUCACAAACAUUGGAUACUGGGCAGUUCAUGGAGUACAUCAAUAACUGCUGAUGUCACAAACAUUGGAUACUGGGCAGUUCAUGGAGUACAUCAGUAACCGCUGAUGUCACAAACAUUGGAUACUGGGCAGUUCAUGGAGUACAUCAAUAACUGCUGAUGUCACAAACAUUGGAUACUGGGCAGUUCAUGGAGUACAUCAAUAACUGCUGAUGUCACACACAUGAGAUGCAGGACAGAUUAUGGACUACAUCAGCAUAAGUUUAUGUCCUACACAAUUGAUGCUGGCGGUUUUUAUGACAUACAUCUGUAAAUGUUGAUGUUACCAGAAGUCAUGUUAUUUAAUGUAUCACUGACACGUCUGAGCUUUUAUAGGAAAAUAGAGAGGAGUAAGGAUAUUUAACAAUCGGACUACAUUUUUUAUGCCAUUUAACUGAAUU